Ostertagia ostertagi is the source of this 1449-nucleotide messenger RNA. NCBI's taxonomy places the organism in Eukaryota, Metazoa, Nematoda, Chromadorea, Rhabditida, Trichostrongylidae. The record is from the annotation of a GenBank genome assembly.
GAGGACAGCGAUGAAGACGCAAAGGAUAAGGUGAUUGAAGUGCAAGAUAUCGCCAUCGUGGAAGAGGCUCCGAAUCACGAUAGCGAAACAGAGAUUUCGCUGGAAGAAAGUAAUGGCGAUAGCACAGAUUCAUCCACUAAACGUGAACUUUCGUCGGCCAUGGCUCGCAAAAUGUCCGAACCUGUGAUGACAUCGGAUGGUCGACAAAAAGAACACGAAUCAGACGUUCUGUACUCAACUGUUCGGCGAGCGAACUCAUCUCUUGAAGCUUCAAGCCGACCAACUGAAAAGGGUAUGCUGAGUCAGGCUAGCCUUGAUCAAGCCAGACAGAGUACGCAUAAAUCGUACCCCUCGAAGAUGAGCAGUGCUGAAGAAUUUCACACCGAUGGUCUCAAGGCAAGAGCAGCAAAAAAGGAUGAAGUGAUUGGUCCAUUGACGGAUAUGGAAGACAAGGAAGAAAAUCACUAUGAAGAAAUUGACCAGCCAUCGACAAGUACUGGGAUUCGCGAAGUUGAAAAUCCUUACAGUACUAUCGGACCGAAAAGAAGGAAGCCGAAAAUAACUAAAAUCACGGAUGAUGCCGUUCCAUCUACAUCAGGAUGGUAUCCUGUGGUGGUUUCUCUUGGUGAAGCUGAUCAACCAAAAGCAGCGUCUAUCAGCAAAGCGCCUGAUGAGAGAGUAUUGGAGGCAGAUAUCAAAGUGGAGAUCACAAAAUUCUUGGAAGAAUUGAUUGAAAAACAUCCGGAGACUCUGGAUGUAAUCGAAAAUGUACGUCAGAGUCGUCUUGGGCGAAGCUCUGUUCCGCACAGAGUUCCACAGAUGAGACACAGACGUCGAUAUGUUCAGUCUUCUGUAGCUUGGGGCUGUGCUGUCAGAUAUGGCCUUCGUGAUGAACUACGUGCGGCUGCGAAUGAGACAUUCGCAGGGCUUUCACUGGUCUUUCAAGGACAAUCGACGGCAUGUGGAGUAGGUACUGCUCAGCCAUUGGGAUCUGGACGUGCACUGAUGGAGUUGUUACAAAGCACACAGGAUGCACCAACGGGAAGGAGUCGACUGGAUGUUCUACCGGAGUCGGCCUAUGCAAGUAGUGACGAGGAUGGAGAGCCGUGCUCAUCGCGAAACGCAGGGAAUUUGCCAGGGUUGAGUGUGGGAAGCACAAGGAGAGAGCGAGCUCUGUCUUCGUCAAGCAAUGAAAGUUAUACAUACAUCCCCCAGCUACCCACUACUGUUUUCCAUGCGCCGACAGGAACAGGGGCUAGUCGAGCAAGCACACGCCGUCAAAUGGUGUCAUUUGCUAACGUCGCCUCACGGCUUCGAGCGGCCGUUCGCCAAAGCGACGGUCUUGCAAUUGGUACGGAUGGACUGGAGUCGUCGGCUUCUCAUCUCACCCGUAGUAUACUCGAUCGCAGGGAUUUGAGACCAAGAGAGGAUAGUGGACCGCCGUUUCAG